Messenger RNA from Xenopus laevis (African clawed frog), 4110 nucleotides. It is a transcript of the gene dgki.S, whose product is annotated as diacylglycerol kinase iota. Lineage: Eukaryota; Metazoa; Chordata; Amphibia; Anura; Pipidae. The transcript is spliced from 33 exons. The record is from RefSeq and is a predicted model, not a curated record. Bases 677 to 3526 code for a protein of 949 amino acids.
UAGUUUUAUGGGAUCUCUCUGUACAGACUAUGAGCAAAUGUAGGGGGCUGUUGCUGCUGAAUUGUGCUUGAGUCUGGUGGAGUCUGACCAUUAUAAAAGAAAGGGUGGGGGCAAUAUGGAGAAAAUGGAGCCCCUGGAGAAAUAAACAAUUUCAUAUGAGAAUAAAGAUAUGGCAAGGCCCUUAUAAUUCGAGGUCUCUAUAUAAAUAAUCAGGAGUGCCCCUAUAAUUAUAAUCAGAUUAGGAAGAGCAGAAUUAAUAUCCUCUAAUCAGAAUACUAUAUUGAUCGCUAUGGGAGGGAGGCACCUGCAAUAAAAACCUAUACUGAGGCGGCUGCUCCAAUCUAAGAAAAACUAGAAAAAAAAUAGUAAUACUUCCAAAAAAAAUAGGACGGGUGCCCUUAUAAUAACCCCAUUGUGAUCAAUCAGGGGCCGAGCCUAUGAUUAUAAUAUUCCCAUGAGGAGGAGGCAGUGCGCUGCUAUAAUAAACUUAUAAUAAAGAGAAGGGGGCGUGGCGCUAUCGGGGCCGCUUUGCGAUUGGCCGGGGAGGAGUUUCCCACAAUGCCCCGCUCUCCCCCAGGGAUGCUGCGAGAGCCGCGCCUCCUCCAUUUGCAGCGAGUGGGAACUGAGAUCUGUCUGUGCCCGGGACUCCCCGCGCCUCCCCCGGCCCGGCACAGACAUGAACCCGCCGCCCGAUGGAGCCCAGGACCUGAGCGGAUGCCGGGGAGCCGAGGGAGGGCAGGACACGGCCGGGGAAACAGCUGUGCAAGAGCCGGGGAGCAGGGACGAGUCGGUGGAGGAGAAGCUCCGGAGUCUGACCUUCCGCAAACAACUGUCAUACAGGAAAGCGAUUUCCCGAUCGGGGCUCCAGCAUCUGGCUCCUGUGCACUGUCCAAUCUCCAAUGGUCCGGCCAAGGAACUGAGAAUGACCCUGGAUUGGACUGAGAAUGCAGUGAAUGGGGAGCACCUCUGGCAGGAGACAAAUGUAUCUGGAGACCUGUGUUACCUGGGGGAGGAGAACUGCCAAGUCAAAUUUGCUAAGUCGGCGCUUCGUAGGAAAUGUGCAGCCUGUAAAAUCGUGGUCCAUACGGCCUGCAUGGAGCAGCUGGACAAGAUUAAUUUUAGAUGCAAACCCACUUUCCGCGAUGGAACCUCUCGGACCCCAAGGGAGCAGAAUCUGGUGAGACAUCACUGGGUCCAUCGACGGAGACAAGAGGGCAAAUGCAAGCAGUGCGGGAAGGGGUUCCAGCAGAAGUUUUCAUUCCACAGCAAGGAGAUCGUGGCUAUUAGCUGUUCCUGGUGCAAACAGGCGUUCCACAACAAGGUCACCUGCUUCCUGCUGCAUCACAUAGAGGAGCCGUGCUCCUUGGGGGCCCAUGCGGCUGUUAUAGUUCCUCCAAGCUGGAUCAUUAAGGUGAAGAAACCUCAGGUGAACACAAAAAACUCCACAAGAAGGAAGAAGAGGACUUCGUUCAAGAGGAGAGCCAGCAAAAAAGGUUUGGAGGAUAUUAAAGGCAGAGCCUUCAUAAUAAAACCGAUCUCUUCCCCGCACAUGAAACCAUUGCUGGUUUUCGUGAACCCAAAAAGUGGAGGGAACCAGGGUACGAAAGUUCUCCAGAUGUUUAUGUGGUACUUGAAUCCUCGGCAGGUCUUUGAUCUCUCUCAGGAUGGACCACGGGGAGCGCUGGAGAUGUACAGAAAAGUGCCAAAUCUUCGUAUCCUUGCCUGUGGUGGUGACGGGACGGUGGGCUGGAUCCUUUCUGUCUUAGAUGAGCUUCAGUCGAACCCUCCGCCUCCUGUAGCAGUUUUGCCCCUUGGCACAGGGAAUGACCUUGCACGCACCCUUAAUUGGGGAGGGGGGUACACCGAUGAGCCCGUGUCAAAGAUCUUGUGCCACGUAGAGGACAGUACCAUUGUCCAGUUGGACCGCUGGAACCUGCACGUGGAGCGGAAUCCCGACUUACUCCACGAGGAACUGGAUGAUGGGACACAUAAGCUUCCACUUAACGUAUUCAAUAACUACUUCAGCCUAGGGUUCGACGCCCACGUCACUCUUGAGUUCCACGAGUCUCGGGAAGCAAAUCCCGAGAAAUUCAACAGUCGCUUCCGUAAUAAGAUGUUCUAUGCAGGGGCCGCUUUCUCUGAUUUUUUGCAAGGAAGCUCCAGGGAUUUAUCGAAGCACGUGAAGGUUGUGUGCGACGGCACCGACCUCACCCCAAAAAUCCAAGAGUUGAAAUUCCAGUGUAUUGUCUUCUUGAACAUCCCCAGGUAUUGUGCUGGCACAAUGCCCUGGGGCAAUCCCAGCGACCACAGAGACUUUGAGCCCCAGCGGCACGACGAUGGUUAUAUAGAGGUCAUCGGAUUUACUAUGGCUUCACUGGCUGCCCUGCAAGUUGGAGGUCAUGGAGAGAGGCUGCACCAGUGCAGGGAGGUGACCUUGUGGACAUAUAAGGCUAUCCCUAUGCAGGUAGAUGGAGAACCAUGUCGACUGGCACCUUCCCUCAUCCGGAUAUCCCUAAGGAACCAGGCCAACAUGGUGCAGAAGUGCAAGCGCAGGACUUCUAUGCCUUUACUUAAUGAUGUCCAUAAAGUGCACUCGGCCGACCACCGGCGCGUCUCUGCUCCCCCGGACUCCUUCUCCGUCCCUCAUUUGGUACCGGAUCGGCUGCGCAUUCGAGUGAACAGGAUCCGCCUGCAGGAAUACGAGGGGAGGCAUCAUGAGAAGGACAAACUCCGAGACGCCUCUAUUCCCCUGGGUAUCAUUGUGGUACGGGGAGACUGUGACCUCGAGACCUGCAGGAUGUAUAUUGACCGCCUCCAAGAGGAUCUUCAUUCUGUGACAUCCCCCCGAGAUCACUGCCAGGAUCACCAUAGCUCCUUCCCACGGUUGCUCUCUGCUCAGCGACUCAACCCUCGUUGGUGCUUCCUAGACGCUACCUCUGCUGAUCGCUUUUAUCGCAUCGACAUAUCUCAGGAACAUCUGCAUUUUGUCACUGAGAUUUCCCAAGAUGAGAUCUUCAUUCUGGACCCUGAAGCUGAUGGGACACUCCAGGGCAACACAGGGAUGGUAAUGCCAGACCUUGUGGUGGAGCAGCUGCCUGGGCCAUCAGAAUGGUGGACCCCAACGUGCCGUAAGAGGAUAGUAAGUGACAGUUGUGUGCCAGGGAGGGGGUCUCUGCAAUACGAAACCUUGGAAAAACGACAAGACUUGUCCCCGUCUAGUGCACUGCAGUCGCCGGUCUCAGUGGAUGAACAAGGUCGUGGAGUGUUGCAAGAAGAGGACGAGUCUGCGCAUCCAGGGGCCCGAGACCUGCUCUCUGCUCCACCUGGCGGCACGGGCUGGACACGGAGAGAUAGUAACGUACAUCCUACAGAAUGGGCCAGCGGAAUUGCUGGAGAUGCCAGACAGAGCCAAGUUUUAUUUCCUCAUAUUCCUUUUUCUUUGCCUUUUUCAUCUCUUGGUUUAGUGGAGAGACGGCGCUGCACAAAGCUGCUUUCCACGGCCACCGGUGGGUUUGCCAAAUCCUAGUAGAUGCCGGUGCCUGUGUAAUAAAGAAAGAUGCCAAGGGCAAGACUCCUUACGACAAAGCUCAGGAGGCAGGGGACUCCGAACUUGCAUCCUACUUGGACACUUGUCAAGCCAAGCUACUUCUUUCCAAUGAAGACCUUGAGACCGCAGUCUGAUGUGGGCAGCAGAGUUGUAGAAACUUCAGAGAGGAGACAACCUCAACCAUCUGGAGAAGGUCGUCCCAGGAAGAGGAAACCCUCCCCACAUGCAAAAUAACCAGUGGAGGGUGUAUUGUCCAGUUUCUUAAGGGCUACUGUGUAUUGCCUCUUGAUAGAGGUGGAAGUUGUGUUUGGAAAGGAAGAAAUGGGGCGGACCAUUGACGUCAUGUGGAUCCUUUUCUGUUUUCCAACCAGAAGCAUGAUCCUAUCCAGUGUCUAUCUCCUCACUUCAGUUCCAAGCCUGGUCAGAAUGAUGAACUUGUAGGUCUGCACUGUGUCCAUAAGCCUCACUUCUGUUUGGUAUCUGCAGUGCCGACUUAUUGAACAUUGAUGAGACUGGAUUCGAAUCUCACAGUUGUGUGAUUAAAGCUGUUCUUUUAAAUAUUA